GGAGUGCGCCGUGAUGCUGCUGUCCACCCGCUCUGGUGGCCUCGGGCUCAACCUGCAGGUGGCGGACACGGUGGUCCUGUUCGAUUCCGACUGGAAUCCGCAGGUGGACCUGCAGGCCAUCGACCGCGUCCACCGCAUCGGACAGCACCGCGAGGUGCUCGUCGUGCGCCUGAUGACCCCAACCGCCUUCGACCAGGGGCUGCUGGAGCGCACCAGCCGCAAGCGCGACUUGGAGCGCAAGGUGAUCAUGGCCGGGCGCUUCCACGAGAGGCUUGACGGCGAGGAGGGCGGCGCUCCGCUGCUGCGGCAGCUCGUGCGCGACGCGCGGGCCGCGCACGGCCAGGCGCCAGCCUGCCCCGCCGCGACGCCGCUGCAGGAGGCCAACCGCCUGCUGGCGCGCAGCCCAGAGGAGAACGCCGCGUUCGAGGAUGCGGACAUCGCGCUGCUGGGGGCGCCGGCCCCGGGGCAGGCCGGCCGCAUCGAGGGGGCCGCCGAGCGCCUCGAGCGGUGUGGACGGCUGGUGACCGCGGCGGAGACGGCAAAGGUGCCCGCUGCGGCGCGGGCGCUGCCCAAGAUGGCGCGGCGGAAGAAGGAGGCCUCCACGGCAGGGGCGGUGCGGCGCCGUCGCCAGCGGCGGGCCCAGCGCCAGUGAGCGUGCCGAGGGCACUGCGGCGGCCCCCUUCGUCGGGGUCGGCCAGGAGAAGGGCGGGGACGGGGGCUUCCCGUGGAAUAGCCCGGCCGGGUCGCAGUGGCGACGUAGAUGGUAGAAGGGGGCCAUUGCGGCAGCCGCCGGGCGCUCGGUGCGCGGGCCGCUCCGCGCAGAGACAUCCCCGCGCCGCUUCGGGGGAAGAGGGUGCGAGUUCGGCAG
Messenger RNA from Prorocentrum cordatum, 868 nucleotides. Lineage: Eukaryota; Dinophyceae; Prorocentrales; Prorocentraceae. The record is from the annotation of a GenBank genome assembly.